Messenger RNA from Sitodiplosis mosellana (orange wheat blossom midge), 527 nucleotides. RefSeq names its product tryptase delta-like. The record is from RefSeq and is a predicted model, not a curated record. Gene Ontology annotation, biological process: proteolysis. Lineage: Eukaryota; Metazoa; Arthropoda; Insecta; Diptera; Cecidomyiidae. Gene Ontology annotation, molecular function: serine-type endopeptidase activity. The transcript has a single exon. The coding region runs from base 30 to 527 and encodes 165 amino acids.
GAAGAAUUGAUUUAGUUUCAAUUUCGAUAAUGUCGACUUCUUUACUCGUUCUGUUGGUGAUUUGCAUUUUUGCCGCUGUGGCAAAUGCCGGGAGUUGGCAACUGAAAAGUCGCAUCGUUGGUGGAUUAUCGGCAGUAGAAAAGCGAUUUCCAUAUCAAGUAUCGCUUCGUAUCAAAAGCAAUGAUAUGCAUUUCUGUGGAGCGUCUAUCAUUAAACCGACAUGGAUCGUAACGGCUGCACAUUGCUUUUUCCAACUUCCAGAAAACACUGCCUUAAUUUAUGGCAUUGUUAAUAAGACUCAUGCUUCCGAAAUUGGUACUCGCAUCGAAUUAUUGACGUUGAUCAUGCAUCCCAAGUUUGGCGUACGUGCACCAGAGCCAGAUAUUGCUCUGAUUCGCACGAAAGAUUCGAUCGUUUUCUCCGAAUUUGUGCAGCCGAUCAAUUUACCCACUGGAGAAUUCAUCAAGUCAGGAAUACCAGCUGUUGUAUCUGGUUGGGGAAUGGUUGAGGUAUGGAUUUUGAUUUGA